This is a messenger RNA of Bursaphelenchus okinawaensis, 3930 nucleotides long. Lineage: Eukaryota; Metazoa; Nematoda; Chromadorea; Rhabditida; Aphelenchoididae. The record is from the annotation of a GenBank genome assembly.
AUGGUCUACAGGACCAGUCCAAGGUUGGCCAAAAAACGUGUUUCUGGCGAAGAAGAUGGUGUUGUAGUCUCCAAACCUAAAAGAACAUCUUAUAGAACUCCAAAUGGCAAGAUUUUGGCUUGUAACACCCAAGCUGCAAAACCUUACAAGAACCCUAUUACUGGGGAAAUCGGUAAGCUUGUUAGGUUGUAUAAUAUUUUUAUCAUGAAUAGUUUUUUGGAUUUUUGGAUUAUUUUUUAAAAAUAUAUUUAAAAUAUAGUUUAAGUAAGGUGUCAAUUUUAGGUAACAACGAGCCUUUGAGCAAGACACACAACGUCGGUGGUUCUGUUAGAAGAAGCACAAAGUCAAUUAUAGGGGAUCCGUUUGAUGUGUUGGAAAUACCUAAACCAGUAGCGACGUCUUACAAAACCUUACGGAACGUCAGGAAACUGUAUGGUAAGUUAGUCAAUUGGUGUUUUAAAUGUUUAGAUUGGCAAGUAGAAUGUAUGUGUGAUCAAAGGAUGUUGCGCGGUUCUAACUUCAUCUUGUCUUUGCCUACUGGCGCUGGGAAGACACUCGUUGCCGAGUUGUUGAUUAUCAGAACAUUACUAACGCUGAAGAGAAGUUGCAUUCUGAUUCUACCGUUUGUUGCUAUUGUACAGGAAAAGGUAUUUUAGCUAUUUUUUUUGUUUAUUCUGAUGUUUUUGUUUGUUACAGACUACAGGUUUGCACAAAUUGGAAGAAGAGAUGGGAUUUACGAUAGAAGAGUAUGCUAACACAAAAGGGCGGGUGCCACCCUUAAGAAGGAAACAGAAAUCACUUUAUGUGUGUACGAUAGAAAAAGCUAACAUAUUGGUUAACUCACUUAUAGCUGAAGAUAGGAUUGGCGAGAUUGGUUUAGUUAUUGUAGAUGAAGUAGGUUUUAAUAUUUCUAGGUAACAAAAUGAUGUUAUAGAUAAAACAUUUGAUUUUAUAGUUGAAAUAUUGUUUUUUUUAAAUGUAUUAUAUGAACUAUACGAAUGUUUAACUCUAUUUUUUUGUUUAGUUGCACAUGAUUGGCGACAAAAAAAGAGGUACCAUAUUGGAGCAGACCUUGAACAAGUUGCUGUUUAAAGGAAGCUGCCAGAUUGUUGGAAUGUCAGCGACCUUGAGUUCUAUAGGGAAACUGAGAAAGUUUUUGUCUGCUUAUGUUUACGCGACCAACUUUCGACCAGUAGAACUUCGCGAACACAUGAAGAUAGGUCAACAACUGUUUGAAUACAACGAGGAAUCUGGUGGUUUCGAUUACAAAAAGGACGUCAAACGACUGGUAAUUGUUUUACUCGAUAGUGUUUUGUAUAUUAUUACAGAAGCGGUUUUUGUACAUGAAUAUGUUAGGUUACUUAAGACUGUGGUGUUUUUAACAUUCUGUCUUCAGCUGGAUGCAAAGAUCGAUCCUGAUAAUAUAGUACCACUGAUAGCACCAGUAAUACCUCAAAAGUCAAUUCUCAUCUUUUGCCCAUCGAAAGAAAAUACGGAAAACUUGUGUCAAAUGUUGGCCCGAAAUGUACCAAAGUAUGUUUAGAAAUGGCAUAAUUAGAAGGUUGUUGACUUACAAGACUUGAUUUGUGUACAUUAUAGGACAGUACGUGAUCAUCGAGCUAAUGAGAAAUUGGAGAUAAUAGGGCAGAUAAUGGAGAGCAACGACGGAGUGAUAUGUCCCAUAAUGAAGUCAGGGAUCAAAAGUGGCAUAGCCUACCACCAUUCCGGACUGACGAGAGAUGAGAGAAUUUUGGUGGAAAGUGCAUUUAAGGUAAAUCAUAUUAUUUUUAUGAGUUACAUAUACCUUUAGGCAAUAAUAUUAAGUUUUCUCUUUACGAAGAUACAAUAUUUAUACUUUAUUGUCUUUUAUUAGUAAAAGAGUAAUAUUUAAAAGUGUUUUACAGUUUUUAAUGAAGAUUUAGAGCGGCAUUAUCUGUGUGAUAUGUGCGACAUCAACAUUAGCAGCCGGAGUGAACCUACCGGCCAGAAGAGUGAUUAUAAGGUCGCCAAAGGUUGGGAGAGAUUUCAUGGGAAAAGCACAGUAUCUUCAAAUGAUUGGCCGGGCUGGACGUGCUGGUUUGGACGAUCAAGGAGAGAGUUUUGUCAUUGUACAAGAACUGGAACGGACUGCGGUAGGUCAUAGCUUAAUUCUAUGUUGUGAUCAAUGAGUAUUUUAAUACUUUUUUAUAUAGUUUUAAAAUUUUUUUCAGUUUUUGAAAAUGAGAUACGAUGAUUUACCAGCGAUUGUGAGUGGAAUGUCUGAUAUCCACAAGUUGGAGAGCUUUAUCUUGGACUUGUUGGCUUUGAAGGUAUGCAAAACAGAGGAGGAAGUGCAAGCAGCAUUAAGAAUGUCAUUUUUGGAAGAUGAAGAUGCUGUCAAGAUAAUAUCUGAAGCUUUGAGGAGGCUAACAUUGAUGGGUAUGAUCAAGGUAAGUUUAUUUUGGUACUGACAUUAUGCAUCUAAUAAAAAACAACCACUUUCUUUAGUUUAGCAAGAUGACAAACGUUAUUAUAAAAAUCUUUUUGUUAUUAUCUGCAGGAAGACCUAACAGUGACAGAGUUAGGCCUAGCUUCGUCGAAAGGAGCUCUAGAACCAACAACUAGUCCUGCCAUCUACAACGAAUUAGUUCGAGCUCUGGACAAAGGUAAGUCCCAAGGUUUUAUAUCUAUAAGACCUCUAAAGAAAACAAUUAUGAUCUGAAUCAAGGUCUGGUGCUGUCCUCGCACUUCCACCUUCUCUGCACCAUUGCUCCACUUGAUGUUGAACUGCCAGUGGUGGACUACAACCUACUUAACAAACAUGUACGUUACUUGUAUUAAGCAUUUUGUUCUUUGAGAAAAUUGUAUUAAGGGACUUGUGUUUUCUGUUAUCGCAUAAUAGGGUGGGAAUACAGUGACGACAAACUUGUUUUAGUUUAACGCUUUGUCGCACGGAGAAAAGGUACUGCUGGCAGAUUGGGACAUUUCUCAAAACACAAUAAUGAAACACAUUAUUCAAAAGCCUAGGUUGGUAAGUAUAAUUUAUAAGUAUGACUAAAAGUUAUAAGUCGGUUAUAUAAUAUUAGCAUAAAAAGUAACGGAUGGUCUUGUUAAUUUGAAAUUUUAGAAUGCCGGUACACCAUUACUACGAGUUUACAUUGCAUUUAUGCUACGAGACUUGUGGACAGCUGAUAACUUGUCAGUUGUCGCUGAAAGAUUCAAAGUCAGUCGAGGAUGGUUGAAUUCUGCAGUCCAGUCAGCCCUGUCCUAUGCAAAUCAACUGACACGGUUUGUUAAUGUAUGCUUUGUACAAAGAUGACACUCUUUUCAAAGCAGUUUUUGUAUUUUGAAUUCUUAAAAUAUUUAAAUCAAGUUAUUUCUGUUUUAUUCUUGUGUGAAAGUAACCCUUCAGGAAGUACCUCAACUUUGGGCAUACCGUCAGUUGUUGCCAGACCUUCUCCAGAAGCUGAAUGUGUGUGCACGACAGGAAGUGGCAUCGUUGAUGGAGAUUGACUGUGUCAAGCAGUCUCGAGCGAUUCAGCUAUUUGAUUUGGGGUACAAGAACAUUGGUGCCGUUUCGAGAGCGACGCCAGAAGAACUUUGUCGCCAAAUCAAGUUCCUCGGGUUGCCACAGGCACAAAGGAUUAUCGCCAGUGCUAAAGUAGGUGAAAUCAUUAUUAUUUGAAUUACUGGUUAAUUAUUUUCAGACGUUGUAAUUGUAAUUUGUUUACUAUGUAAACGUACUGUAAUAUUUUUGAAUAUUAUUUAUAUUAAUUUCAGGCUCUCUUCCGUGACUUUAUAGCGGAAAAGGCGGAAGAACUAAAGUUGAUGGGUUUGGAGGACGAGAAAGAGGAAAAGAGUGUUGUAGUAGCCAAGUCUCAAACAACUCCAGUUCGGUUUCGAAAUCGACCACAGAAAAAUGACGAAAACUUACUACGGGAUACAUGUUGA